AUGGCCGACUCGCCCUCCGCCUCGCCUGCGCCGUCUACCGUUUUCUCCACUCCGACUCUCUCCAGCACUUUCACAACCCCGUCUACAGCCUUUACGACUCCCGACCUCGCGAAGUCGCCCUUCAGCGGAUCGAGCGAGGGAGGAUGGAAGUUGGUUCAGCAGGGCGGGGGCGUCCCGCCGAAUGGGUUCACGCACCUCGACACGGCGUUUGCGAAGGAACAGGAAGAGGCGGGUCGAGCGAGAAGCUUCGAGUGGGAGAUCUACCAGCAAAUCGGUGUUAAAGAUUCGCAGCCUCGCCUGCGCUACAAGCGCCGCCUUGGACCGACAGAGGUCUCCUACUACCUUGGCUCGCGCGGCGAAGGCAUCGAGGGCGGCGUCAACGACAUGUACCUCCAUAUUGGCUUCAAGGCCCGCUCGAGCUUGUUGCAGCCGGACCGCCUGCUCGAAAUCUGGACGGAAUUGCUCAGGCGUCAUACGCUGCUUGCUUCGUCCGUCGAGUUCGAGGACUACUACAAUAUUCGCUUCUGCUACGACCGGCCUGCGACGCCUAUCGAAGCACGCGAGAAGGCGAGGUCACUGAUGGAGAUCCGAGUUGGAGAGUAUGCGCAAGGCCAGAUCUCGACCCACCUUAACGGUUCUCGCACCCUCUCCGAUCAGCGUCUCGCCUACCUCGUCAUCUCGACCCCCGAGUCGACCUUCACCUCUCCCGACCCUUCCGCCGAACAGGAAUACGACUUCUUCCUCUUCAGCACCCACUUCCUGGGCGAUGGGAUGGCGCUCCAUGCGACGGCGAACGAGUUCUUCACGCUGCUUGCGGAGGGGUCGGCUGUGGGAACGGGCGUGAAUGUCGACGCUGUGGAAACGGGCGUGAACGUCGACCGUGCUGAGGCGAAGGAGGAGCUUGAUGCUUCGAAACUUGCGCCGGCGAUGGAGAGUAAGCUUGUGACGAAGGAAAAGUGGGGGAGAAUGGGUUGGUCGGCUGCGAAGGUCGAGUAUGCGAAUGAGCAGGCGAAACUUGUCGGCGGCCACGCCUUCCCUCGCGCCCGUCUCGGUACCCGCCACACCCUCGUUCCGACCGUCUCCUAUCCGGCGGAGCAAACGAAGCGGAUCCUCGCCGUCUGCAAGUCGCACGCCUCGACCAUCGCGCACGCCAUGUUCGCCCUCUCCAACAUUGCCUACCUUCGCUCGGCUGGGAAGGAGAAGGACGAGGGAAAGUUGCCGGUCAUGCUCUACUCGGCUUUGAACGUCCGGCCGUUCCUCAAGAAGGAGACGAACCCGGUUGAUUGGUAUCACAUCGCGAUCGGGUACUACAACGUAAUCCUCCCCUCCUUCCUCCCCUUCUCCGUCCCUCCCGCUUCAACGUUCUGGCACCGCUGCGUCAUCGUCAAGUCCCAAACAAACCGCGCAGUCAAGACCCCCUUCCUCGCUUCGCGGGCGAUGCUGAUGGCGCUAGAGCGGGAGGGGAGGUCGAUUGGCUGGGAGAGGGAGGACGAUGAGCGAAGGGCGAGGGAGGCGAGUAAGAUGGUGGAAGGGUUGGGGAUUAGUGGAGUCGAGCUGGGCCAGGCGAAGGAGGAGAUGGAGGAGAUGAAGGAGGUCAGGGUCGAGAAGGUCGAGGAGAAGGACAUCAACGUUCGUCCGAAGGCGCCGAGUACGGCCUUGAUGGGUCUCUCGAUGCUCGGCAACCUCGACGGAAUUUAUCAGCACAAGGAUUAUCACGGCAUCCAGCUGCACAGUCUGACGACCGGCUCCCGCCAGCGACCUGGCGCAAUCUUGCUCUUUGCCUACACGUUCGCCGGCAAGCUGUGGAUCUCGCUCGGCUACGACUCGAACGGUUUCGAGAAGGGCGCUGUGGAGAGCUGGUGGAACGAGCUGCUCAAGGGUGUCGACGAGUUCUUGCUCGAGAAGGAGGAGUGA
This is a messenger RNA of Rhodotorula toruloides NP11, 1914 nucleotides long. RefSeq lists its product as uncharacterized. Bases 1 to 1914 code for a protein of 637 amino acids. NCBI's taxonomy places the organism in Eukaryota, Fungi, Basidiomycota, Microbotryomycetes, Sporidiobolales, Sporidiobolaceae. The transcript is spliced from 9 exons. The record is from RefSeq and is a predicted model, not a curated record.